This is a messenger RNA of Elephantulus edwardii (Cape elephant shrew), 2244 nucleotides long. It is a transcript of the gene GLB1L2, whose product is annotated as galactosidase, beta 1-like 2. Gene Ontology annotation, biological process: carbohydrate metabolic process. Lineage: Eukaryota; Metazoa; Chordata; Mammalia; Macroscelidea; Macroscelididae. The record is from RefSeq and is a predicted model, not a curated record. Bases 1 to 2244 code for a protein of 747 amino acids. Gene Ontology annotation, molecular function: beta-galactosidase activity. The transcript is spliced from 21 exons. Gene Ontology annotation, cellular component: vacuole.
AUGUGGGCCUUCCUGGUGAGACCUGAGUGCAUCCUGUGCGUGUCUUCAGCCUUCCUAGUGUUGGCUCAGCUAAGAUACAAUCUCCCACCCAGGAUUAAUCAAACCCACCUGACCCCCUUCCACUUGAAAGAUCGCACUGAAGGUCUGAAAGUUAAGGGCUCAAACUUCACACUAGGUGGGUUUCCGUUCCUGAUUGUAGCAGGCACUGUGCACUACUUCCGGGUGCCAAGGGCAUACUGGAGGGACCGCUUGCUGAAGUUGAAGGCUGGUGGCUUCAACACUGUCACCACGCAUGUUCCCUGGAACCUCCAUGAGCCAAUGAAAGGACGAUUUUCUUUCACUAGAAAUUUGGAUUUAAUGUCUUUUAUGCUCACAGCCACAAAUGUGGACCUGUGGGUUAUUCUGUGUCCGGGACCUUAUGUUGGUGGAGACCUAGACCUUGGCGGUUUGCCCAGCUGGUUACUACGAGAUGCAAAAAUGAGACUGAGAACAACAUAUAAAGGUUUCACCAAAGCAGUAAAUAAGUACUUUGAUGAGCUGAUUCCCAGAAUAGCACCAUUUCAGUUCCACAAAGGCGGUCCUCUCAUUGCUGUGCAGUUAGAGAAUGAAUAUGGUUCCUAUCAUAAGGAUAAAAAGUACAUGCACUAUAUCAAACAGGCCUUGGUGAAAAGAAAGAUCCAGGUGCUGUUCCUGACUGCUGAUGAAGGACAAAAUGUGAUAAAAGGCCACUUAAAAAAUGUGCUUGCCACUCUCCAUAUGAAGCAUAUCAGCAAAGAAACUUAUGAAAAUCUAUUUAAGUUUCAGGGUCUUAGUCCUAUAAUGAUGACAGUAUAUACAGCAAGCUCUUUUGAUAGAUGGGGUGUUGUCCGCCAAACUCUUGAUUUGCAUAUGACUAUGAAAGAAGUGCAUGAAAUGGUCAAUAGUCAGUUUUCUCUGAACUUCUAUAUGUUCCAUGGUGGUACUAACUUUGACUUUAUUGGAGGAGCUAUAUAUUCACCACACUAUACUCCUAUGGUCACCAGCUAUGACUAUGGGGCACUGCUCACAGAGGAUGGAGACUACACACCUGAGUACUUCGCAUUUCAAGAGUAUUUUAGCUCUGUUCUAGUGGUUCCUCGAGAUCUACAACCAGAAAUUGAACAUAAGGCAGCAUAUAGGUCAGUGAAGCCAUCACACUAUUUACCACUGUGGGAUAUCUUACCCCACAUGAACAAGCCAUUCCACUCUGACAAGCCAAUCUGCAUGGAAGAGCUGCCUGUGAAUCAAGAUAGUGGUCAGUCCACAGGAUACACACUUUAUGAGACUUCCAUCUCCACAGGAGGUAUUCUCAAUUCAAGGGAUCAUAUUAAAGAUCGAGCCCAGGUGUUUUUGGACCAAAACUACAUAGGAGUCCUGGAUUGCUCCAAUGACGAACUGACUCUUCCUUUAAAAAAUGGCUACAAGAACUACUGGACUCUAAGUAUCCUGGUGGAGAAUCAAGGCCGGGUAGCCUAUGGGCUGGAUAUCAAUAAGGAGAGAAAAGGUAUAACUGGGAAUCUCUAUCUGAAUAAUUCUCCAUUAAGGAAAUUUAAGAUCUUCAGCCUGGAUAUGAAAGCUAAAUUCAUCCAAAGGGACCUUCCUAACAAGUGGAAAGCAGUCCAUAAUAAUGUUCUGGGCCCUGCCUUCUUUCUCGGUUACCUGAGAAUUGGUCACACUACUAGAGACACUUUCAUAAAAUUGGAGGGUUGGAAAAAAGGAGUCAUUUUCAUCAAUGGACAAAACCUAGGGCGCUACUGGGAGGUAGGUCCCCAGGAAACUCUUUACCUCCCAGGACCUUGGCUUCAACCGGGAAAAAAUGAGAUUAUCAUCUUUGAGGAAUUUAAAGCUGGGCCUGACAUCCAGUUCACAAAUAUAUCCAACCUUGUUAUAGACACCAGGAAGAUGGGCCACUUAUAUGCUGUUAAACCAAACUCAGUCUGUUUUAACUUCCUGACGCGCUGCGCCAAAGACUUGCGGCAGGAGACUGGAGCUGGUGGCCACUCCCACCUUCCCCGAGCAGCGCCUAGCCUCUGCUUACGUUACCAGGUGCUCUGUACCCGCCCAACAGCCCCAGGCCACUUUGAACGCCAGCGCACUGAGGUGCAGCGGAGAGCAGCCAGAGUCAGUCAGGCACCGCGCGGCUGCAGGCGGCGAGGGCGGUACAGCUGCACCAGGGACCUGCUUUCCACUCCGCGCAACAUGAGCUCUCUGACUUUCCUCAGGUGA